AGUAUUGAUUUUUUUUUCCUUUUGGGAGAAGACUACAAAUGGGUCAAAGCAAGGAGAAACGUAACCGGACAUCCAAGUGGUCGGAGCUUUGUCCGGACCUGCUGCGAUGUGUCUUGGAACGUCUGAGUAUCACAGAUUUUAAUCGAGCUAAAUAUGUUUGUUCGUCGUGGCACUCUGUUUCGAGAGGCUGCGCACCUAAACGAAAUCAGAUUCCAUGGUUGAUUUUAUUCCCUCGCGACGACAUUAUCAACAACAACAACAACGACAGUUGCAUGUUGUUCGUUCCAGACGAGAGAGACAGAGUUUACAGAACGAGAGAUCUCGGUGUUGACUUUGUGCAGAGUUGUUGUCUGGCUACUUAUGGUAGCUGGCUUCUGAUGAUGGAUACUCGUUCAAAUCUCAACAUUCUGAAUCCGUUAACCGGUGAGAAUAUUGCUUUACCAAUUACUACUACAAAGUCUGUCGUCCCACCUGAGCUACCAAAAUAUGAGAGGCGAAGCCUAGCUUGUCUCUGGAUUGACGAUAGAAGCAAAGAUUACGUAGUUGUGUGGCAGAUGCUUGAUGAACUGGUCUUUACCAAGAAAGGGAACAACAACUGGCGAUGGAUUGCCUCUACUUAUGGUGGGUAUGGAAAACAACUGGUUUACGAACACAGGUACCAGAAGCUCUAUUUAUAUGAAUAUGAAGUCAAGGUGUGGUGUCUAUCUAGAGAUGAUCCACUAGAAGAAUUUGAAUUCUAUUACUAUCCUCCACUUCUGUAUACUUUUAGGGAUUUUCUAACUGAUAGAAGGAAAGACGAAGAGAAGUAUAAGAGAGAAAAGGAGUUGUAUAUGAGAGAGUAUGUUGACAGCAGGCUAAACAUUGCAGUGAGUACUGUAUCUGGUGAAGUUUAUAAGGUAGCUAAUACACUGCAAAAGUCGAAAAGAUGGCUCUUUUGCGUCAGCAAGAUGAACCCUAUAAACCGUUGUUGGCAAGUAAUCGAUUCUCUGGGCGAUGAGGCGGUGAUAUUAGAAAUGGGUAUUACUGUUCUCGCCAAAGACGUGCCAGGGUUCAAGAGAAACUCUAUCUACUUCAGUGGUCUCGAUUAUGGCAGAAAGAAUCCAGACCAUAUAUUUGUAUUUGAUCUCACAACCCAAGAGAUUGAACGGUUGCCUCAAUGUGUAAUCUCCUCUAUACGAUUCUCUGAUGCUCGAUGGUUCUUCCCUGGUUUUAGCGGUUAAUUAGUCUUUUAGAGUUAUUUGCAUCCAGUUUGUUUUCACAAGUGUUAGUGUAGAUUGCUCAUGAGCAAAAAGAUAUCUGUUUUUUUCUGUAUAAAAAAACAGAG
Messenger RNA from Camelina sativa (false flax), 1324 nucleotides. The record is from RefSeq and is a predicted model, not a curated record. Lineage: Eukaryota; Viridiplantae; Streptophyta; Magnoliopsida; Brassicales; Brassicaceae.